Molecule: messenger RNA, 2394 nt
Organism: Exaiptasia diaphana
Lineage: Eukaryota; Metazoa; Cnidaria; Anthozoa; Actiniaria; Aiptasiidae
Product: acidic repeat-containing protein
Exons: 14
Coding region: 1-2007 (668 amino acids)
Cellular component (GO): nucleus
Source: RefSeq, a predicted model, not a curated record
AUGGCAGAUCAAGUCGUCAAAGAAGAGAAACUUCAAGACAAAUUAAAUGAUUUAGGGACUUCCUUAGGCUGGUUUGAAGACUCAAUAGAUGUUGUAAUCAGUCAGACGGAAAAAGAGAUUCAAGCGUCUUGUAUUGAGAAAAGAACUUGUCAGUCCGAUGCAGAUSACAUCGACAAUGAUCAAAUUUGUGACAGUGACAAUGCAUUAAGAUUUGAUAGUAGCAUUUCACCAUUAAGACCAACAAGCAGUACAGACUAUGGUUCAUGCGUAAGAAACGGUGAUACUGAAAAACAAAGUAACAAUGAUCUUUCAAGUAAUAGUCCUUAUAAUAGAGUUUAUCUACUGGAUGAUGAGGAUGACAAGGAAAAGAUUAAACAUCAUGAUGACAUCAUCACACAAGAAACAAAUCMUGCCAGUCAAUCACCAACUCAUYCAUCUGAGAAUGACGUCAGCUAUGAACUAUACCAAUCUUUAACUGAAGUCCAGGAAGAMAAAGACCAGAACCAACARGUUGUUGUAUCAGAUGAUGAAAGUCAAGAUGARAGCUAUCACUCUUUCACAGAAAAUGAUGAUCAACAAGCUCAAGUGAGCAUUACUAAUAAAGAAAUUAAUAUUUCAUCAGAGAAUWGUACUAAUAAUCAGUCUAUUACGGAUAAUAACUAUCAAGGAAAUGAUGAUSAUAGUGCUAGUAAUUCAUUAUAUGGCAGUAAUACCAGCAAUCAGCUUUACCAACCUUUGACAGACAACAAUGACAUCAAUAAUGUAAGCAGUGAACUGUAUAACAUUAGCAACAGUAACAAUGAUCAACAAGCUCAAUCAUUGGAUGAUCAUGAGACGCCUUCUUAUAAUAACAGCUCAUUGGCAGCACAACAAAAAAGUUGUUUCAUUGAUGGAAAAAGGGUUUUACAGAUGAAGUACAAUCCUGAGGAAAGCCCAGGCUGUGAUGACUUUGAAUCUUUUUUAGACAGCGUUAGGACACCCAAACAGCCCCAGUGGAAGGAUUGUCCAGAGUUGGACAAUGAUGAUGUACAAGAUUUUAUUGUUGAUGAUGAUUGCUUUGUCGAAGAAGAAGAAAAUGAUUUUGAGGAUGUUUUUGUGAUUGAUGAUGACAGCGAUGAUGAUAAAGAGAACUUCAAAACUCCACUGACAUUUACAACACCAGGACUGGAACAAGCCACUAAAUGUGUUGAAACGUUUAAAACUCCCUGGACAGAAUACAAACCUAAACCAGCAAAAGCAACAGGAAACCCUUCUACUGAUUCUUUCAAAACACCACUGACUGAUAUCAAACUGAAGCGAGCAAAACCAUUGAGUUCCAUUGAAUGCAUAAUCACACCAUACUCUACAACUAAAGAAUUCAAGAAAAAAAGAGAUGUUGUUGUCAAAGAACUGUUUCAGCUUUAUAACUCAACCAUUUUUGAAAAUAAGCUACCGUCAGACUUCAGUAUAACAUGGAAUAACAAGAUGAGAAGUACAGCAGGAUAUUGUUAUUAUGGACGAAAAAAUGGUGUCAACACUUCACGGAUAGAACUUGCUGACAAAGUUAUUGACUCUGCAGACCAGGAAGUACAGGUGAUGGUGACGAAUGGGUGUCCAGCAAGCGAACACCAUCGUCUGAAGUGCACGUACCUGACCUUAUGGUUUUCAAUUGUGCAGGCGUCCAGAGCAAACUUCAUACACCAAGAUUUGCCGGCCAUUAGCCGUUGUCAUAGUUACAAGAUCAAUACUAAGUAUAUCUAUCAGUGUACAAACGAGUUCUGCUCCAACAGUGUUGGUCGCCAUUCUAAGUCGCUGGAUCUCGAGAAGUAUCGCUGUUCAUAUUGUAAAAGCCGCUUUGAGCUUCAGCCCCAGUUAAAGAAGGAUGGGACGCCCCAGUCAUCCCGCGCUCCAAACAAAUUUGCGAUGUUCGUGAAAGACCAUUAUGGAAAAGURAAGAAAAGUGGAAUGACGCACAAAGAGGUCAUGAAGGAGUUAAGUAGCCAGUUUAGUUCACUUAGUACUAAAUAGGCAGGAAAUACUCCAGUCAAUACACUCAUUAAAACAGGACGUUGAAUUAUCUUUUUUUGGUUGAAAUGAGAUAGAUGCGUCAGCCGGGAUAGAUUCUAAACACAGCUUGUUAAAGUUCUUUGAACUUAGUAAAGGAAUACAUUUUUCAUUUUUAAACUAUAUACUAAAAGAAGUUAAAAACUGGCGUAAAAUCAAAAAUCUUAGUAUUAUUUGUUUUGGAUUUUGAAAAAAUCGAAAAUCGCUCUCUGUUUUAUAUAUAGUUACUUAGUUGGGUGCAUCACGCGGUGAUAAAAUAGUAAUAAUGAUAUUUUGAAAAUAUGUCAGACCACAAUUUGUACGGUGUGUAGGGUGGUUUUUGUACUGUCCAAAAAGGAAUGUGGAAACAUU